This is a messenger RNA of Penicillium psychrosexuale, 330 nucleotides long. RefSeq lists its product as uncharacterized. Bases 1 to 330 code for a protein of 109 amino acids. NCBI's taxonomy places the organism in Eukaryota, Fungi, Ascomycota, Eurotiomycetes, Eurotiales, Aspergillaceae. The transcript has 3 exons. The record is from RefSeq and is a predicted model, not a curated record.
AUGGAAAAAAAGUCAACCACAGAUGUCUUCAUGAGCAUCCCACCCGAAGAUGCGCUAGAGAUUGCUCGUUCCACCGUUCGCCGCAUCUGGUUCUAUACCACCGCUCCACUACAGCGUAUUGAGUAUGUAGUGUGUAUAUCACACAAUGAGGCUGUACCCAAUAUAGACAACAAGCUAUCCACAUACGGUUACAAGAUUCGCCAGGCUAUCUCGCUUGGUAUACUGAAAGUUCCCCCGCGAAAGUACUGCUGGGCGACCGAGAGGUUCUUGACCAGUCGUCCUUUCUAUCAACAGUAUCCAGUGAGGGGCCCAAAGAAAAUCAUCUGGUAA